AUGUUUACCCGAUUACUACAUAGAGAGCUUGGAAACAAGCGACUACUAACGCGAUCCUAUGCUGACAUAAUCAACGAAAUCCGAAAGAAAUCAACUGAGACAAGGCCGAAAGUGAAUCGAUUUGCACAACAAUAUUCGCAACCAAAGACCGAUCAAAAAGGCGGUCAUCAAGGAGUUCGAAGUAGAAAUCAUGGCACUAAGGGAGCUGGGGAUCCAGCAGUGGGUAACUCCGGUCCUAAAAAGCUGCAUCACAAAGUACAGCGAACAUCGUCUCAUGGGAAGGUGCAACCACGUGGUGUUGGCAAAAACCACACGUCAAACUCAAACAAGAUGAGAGACUUUGACAAGCAAAUUGCUUCUUCUGCUCCGCAUCUAUCCAAGGAAGAAAUUGAAAAGCAAAAGAUGCUUAAAUAUGAAGAGCUCCGUAAAGAUCUAGCCAGACAAGAACAGCAGGAGAAGCACCAACGUGAUGACAUGGUGCGUAUUCAGCCAUUGAGGAAGCGCAAAGUGAGGAAAAUCAAAGAACAAAGAAAACCAUUGGUUAAAAUUCAGCUUCCACCAUUCAUAAGUGUAUCAAAUUUGGCAACAAUCAUGCAAGUGCCAUUAAACGACGUGUUUAAAAAAUUGGAAGGUUUAGGGUUUGAAGAUAUUCGACAUUCGUACAUCUUGGACAAGGAGAAUGCCGCCAUGAUUGCCGAUGAAUACGAUAUAGAAGUGGAAACUGUAGCUGAAUCGGACGACGAUUUAUUUUCUGAGCCAGUGAAGGAGGAAUUGUUAAAAGAGAGACCCCCAGUAGUCACUAUAAUGGGUCACGUUGAUCAUGGGAAAACCACUAUUCUUGAUUACUUGAGAAAAUCGUCAAUUGUAUCUGGCGAGUUUGGGGGAAUCACUCAACAUAUUGGUGCAUUUUCAGUGGUUACGCCAAAGUCCCGUAAAAAGAUUACGUUUUUGGACACCCCAGGACACGCAGCAUUUUUGAAAAUGAGGGAAAGAGGAGCGAUAAUUACUGAUAUUGUGAUUCUUGUUGUUGCUGCUGAUGACUCAGUGAUGCCACAAACCAUCGAAGCCAUAAAGCACGCAAAAAAGGCAGGCGUGCCAAUGAUUGUUGCAUUGAAUAAGUGUGAUAAACCAGGUGUUAAUGUCGAUAAAGUACUUGGUGAUUUAGCAGCGCAAGAUAUUGAUAUUGAAGACUAUGGUGGAGAGACUCAAACGGUGCAAGUUUCUGGUAAAACUGGAUUGAACAUGGACAAGUUGGAAGAAGCUAUAAUCACGCUUAGUGAAUUGAAUGAUUUCAAAGCAGAGGAAAAAGGUGUGGCUGCCGAAGGCUGGGUUAUUGAGUCGGAAUUGGUGAAAGGUAUGGGAAACGUUGCAACUGUAUUGGUUCGUCGUGGAUCUUUGAAAAAUGGUGAUGUGAUUGUAGCUGGUGAAACAUUUUGCAAAAUCAGAGGCAUGAAGGAUGAAAAGGGUAAAAUUGUGAAAUUAGCUGGUCCUUCAACCCCGGUGCAAGUAUGGGGAUGGAAGGAAUUACCAGACAGCGGUGAUCAUAUCAUACAAGCCAAACUGGAGCAAAUUGCCAAGAAAGUGAUUGAUUUUCGUAUAGCUCGUGCCCAGCAGAUUCAAGCAUCAAGAGACAUUGAGGAUAUCAAUAUCAAACGAGCCGAGGAAAUCAAAGAAGCUGAACGGUUGGAAAAGAUUGCCGAGUUGAAAAAAGCUGGUUUAGACUCUAGCGAACUAGAACGGGAAGCACAAGAUACAAAAAUAACCAAAUGCAACUACAUCAUCAAGUCUGAUGUAUUCGGAUCAGCAGAGGCUAUCAAAGAGAGUAUUCAUGAGUUAGGUAAUGACGAAGUCCAAUCCUGUGUUAUUUCCCACUCUGCUGGUGCUCCAACUGACAGUGAUCUCGACAUGGCCAAAACUUUUAAUGCAACCAUCUUUUGCUUCAAUAUCAAACCACCAAAACAAAUUGUUCAAAGAGCUGAACGGGAAAAAAUCAACAUUGUAGAACACAAUAUCAUUUACCGAUUGAUUGAACAAGUCACUGAUGAGCUAAACUCGCACUUGAAGCCCCGAAUUGAGACAAAGAUUCUUGGUGAAGUUGACAUCAAGGACAUAUUCACCAUCACUCAAGGUAAAUCCAAAAUCAAAGUUGCUGGUUGUAAAGUUGCUACAGGAGUGAUUAAACGUUCAUCGGAUGUGAAAGUUUUGCGAGGCGAUAAAGAAGUGUUUAAAGGUACGUUAUCUUCUUUGAAGCAUGUUAAGGACGAUAUAAGUGAGGCCCGAAAGGGUAAUGAAUGUGGGCUAGGAUUCCACAACUGGACUGGAUUUGAAGCUGGCGAUAAAAUUUUAGUGUAUGAGGAGAUUGAACAUAAGAGAUACUUGUAA
This is a messenger RNA of Lodderomyces parapsilosis, 2382 nucleotides long. RefSeq names its product translation initiation factor 2 (gene IFM1). Gene Ontology annotation, biological process: translational initiation. The record is from RefSeq and is a predicted model, not a curated record. Bases 1 to 2382 code for a protein of 793 amino acids. Gene Ontology annotation, molecular function: GTPase activity; GTP binding; translation initiation factor activity. Lineage: Eukaryota; Fungi; Ascomycota; Pichiomycetes; Serinales; Debaryomycetaceae. The transcript has a single exon.